UGUGUACUGAUAUAUUUACCCAAACUGGAGUACAUUCUUGUGUGCAAGAAGUGAACAUGGAGAAACACUGGUCGGUGGUUUGUGCGCUGAUUUUAACACUCUGUGCAUUUGUGCACUUUAACAUGGUUUUUGCUGCAGAUGCGGAUGACCAUUUAACAGCCAAGCCAGGACUGUGUCCUCGCAGGCACUGGGGUGCAGGGCUGUGUGCUGAAUUUUGCUCUAAUGACAGUGACUGCCCCGAUCAUGAGAAGUGCUGCUACAAUGGAUGUGGACAUGAGUGCAUGGCACCAUACACAGUGAAGCCGGGCCGCUGUGCUCUGCCCACGGGAAGCGUCACGUGUGCUGAGUACUGUUAUCAUGAUGGUCAGUGUCCAGGAGAGCAGAAGUGCUGCAAGACAUCCUGCGGCCACGCCUGCAGUAAGCCCUGCUGAUUGGACAGCCAGCGGCUCUGCUACACAUGUGCACUCACAGAAAAUGUCAUUCGCAAUGAGACAUUUAAUCAUGAGCACAUUUUCUACCUUUUCAACUCCAUAGUAGCACACUGUAGUACAACAUUUGAGUCCUGGUUUGCACAAAGUUUGAUUCUUUCAGGGUGAGAGUAAAUUGCUCUCCUUAAUGUAGUGAAGAAGCCAUGUUAUAUGCCUAUACUUUAAGUACAUGCAAAAAUCUGCAAUUUUUUGUAAAUGCAUGUAGGUAUGGAGCAAUUUGUGUUUCUUUGUAUUUCAACCAAUAAACGUGUUUCCAGAACCUA
Siniperca chuatsi (mandarin fish) is the source of this 751-nucleotide messenger RNA. Its product is annotated as WAP four-disulfide core domain protein 18-like. The transcript is spliced from 3 exons. Gene Ontology annotation, biological process: antibacterial humoral response; innate immune response. Bases 57 to 431 code for a protein of 124 amino acids. Gene Ontology annotation, molecular function: peptidase inhibitor activity. Gene Ontology annotation, cellular component: extracellular region. The record is from RefSeq and is a predicted model, not a curated record. Lineage: Eukaryota; Metazoa; Chordata; Actinopteri; Centrarchiformes; Sinipercidae.